Molecule: messenger RNA, 2049 nt
Organism: Rubroshorea leprosula
Lineage: Eukaryota; Viridiplantae; Streptophyta; Magnoliopsida; Malvales; Dipterocarpaceae
Source: the annotation of a GenBank genome assembly
UUUUCUCACUUGUAAGUCAUAGCUUCUCUGUAUUUUCUUCCACCUCCUCUGCGCAACUUGUUUUUCUCUUUGUUCCCAUUUUCACAUUCUCUGAUAUUUUAUAGGCCUUAUAUCAAAACCAUUUAGGGCUGUUUAGGGGAGAUUUAAGUCCAUGGCAGUGCUUUUUCUUCUGCUCCUUUUAGCAAUUUCUGGAGUCACAGCUGAUGAAGGUGCAUAUAUUGGUGUCAAUAUAGGAACAGACCUAUCAAACAUGCCUCACCCAACUCAAGUAGUUGCUCUUCUUAAAGGCCAGAAUAUCCGGUAUGUCAGGCUAUAUAAUGCUGACCAAGCCAUGCUAGUUGCUCUUGCUAAGACUGGGAUUCAGGUCAUGAUCUCUGUCCCCAAUGAACAGCUGCUUGGAAUUGGACAGUCAAAUUCAACUGCAGCCAAUUGGGUCUCAAAGAAUAUUGUAGAACAUUAUCCGGCCACCAACAUUACUGCGGUUUGUGUUGGUUCUGAGGUCUUGACCACGCUACCAAAUGCAGCAUCAGUGCUUGUCAAUGCCAUGAAGUUCAUUCACUCUGCUCUUGUGGCAUCCAAUUUAGACCACCAGAUCAAAGUUUCAACACCCCUUUCUUCCUCUAUAAUCCUUGAUUCUUUCCCACCUUCCCAGGCCUUCUUCAAUCGCUCGUGGAAUCCAGUUUUGGUUCCCAUGCUUAAUUUCUUGCAGUCUACAGGCUCAUAUUUCCUGCUCAACAUUUAUCCUUAUUAUGACUACAUGCAAUCAAAUGGUGUCAUUCCACUGGAUUAUGCACUCUUCAAGCCUCUACCUCCGAACAAAGAAGCUGUUGAUUCUAACACACUAGUCCAUUACACCAAUGUCUUUGAUGCUAUGGUUGAUGCAGCCUACUUUGCCAUGACUUUCCUAAACUUCACCAAUAUUCCUGUUAUAGUGACUGAAACUGGGUGGCCAUCAAAAGGUGAUGCCAAUGAGCCGGAUGCAACUUUAGAAAACGCCAACACUUACAACAGCAAUCUGAUUCGUCGUGUGCUAAACCAAACUGGAACUCCUAAACGCCCUGGGAUUGCUGUCAGUACUUACAUUUAUGAGCUCUAUAAUGAGGACACGAAACCUGGGCCAAUCUCAGAGAAGAAUUGGGGAUUGUUUGGUGCCAAUGGCGACCCUGUUUACAUAUUACGCUUGGCAGGGUCAGGUUUGGUGCUAGCAAACGAUACCACUAACCAAACUUACUGUACUGCUAAGGAUGGUGCUGAUCCAAAGAUGCUGCAGGCUGCUUUAGAUUGGGCUUGUGGACCUGGGAAGGUUGAUUGCUCAGCAUUGUUGCAGGGGAAACAAUGUUAUGAGCCAGACAAUGUGAUUGCUCAUGCAACUUAUGCUUUUGACACUUACUAUCAUCAAAUGGGGAAGGCUUCCAAUGCGUGUAAUUUCAAUGGGGUUGCCUCAAUCACAACCACUGAUCCAAGUCAUGGUUCUUGCAUUUUUACAGGAAGCCUUGGCAUGAAUGGCACCAUGGUGAACAUGACGGCCCCAUCUCUGAACUCCACAACUUCCAAUUCUUCUACUCACAAAAUUUACGGCAUCGGAUUUACAGAUUUAUUAAUGUUAAUCAAGGUUGUGCUGUGGUGUGUAAUUUUCUUUUAGGUUGGUGUUUGUAUGUGAGGAAUCUUUUUACAAUUUAGUGGAAAAGUUUUGAAAUUAUUUUGGACUUCGCUAGGGGGUUUUCUUUUCCCCUCAUUUUGGAGAUCUAAAUGAUGACCUGGCUACACUUCCUGUAAAUAAAGAAAUCAUAAGAUUGAUAAAACUUUGCUUGAGGAAAUGAAUUGAGAUUGGAGCAAAGAGUUCAUGAGGUAAUAUGACAAAAAUAGGAAUGGUAAUUUAAAAGUCGAGAUUUUGUAAAAAAGGAGGAUAAAAUUGUUGGACAGAAGACCAAUAUCCACAUUCAGCACAACUGCAUAGAAAGCAGAUAAGAUGCAAGUAUGUUAAGACAUACAGAUCAAGAUGAGUCUAUCGAAUUCAUCAGAAAGCUGACAUAAAGAUGCAUUAAUUCU